Molecule: messenger RNA, 1237 nt
Organism: Gloeophyllum trabeum ATCC 11539
Lineage: Eukaryota; Fungi; Basidiomycota; Agaricomycetes; Gloeophyllales; Gloeophyllaceae
Exons: 9
Coding region: 388-1071 (227 amino acids)
Source: RefSeq, a predicted model, not a curated record
AUGGUGUGCUGUAAUUGAGACAUAGGACGGCCAUGGUUGGAACAGUAUGUGGGAGGGACCGAGAUACUGGAUUGUUUGGCCGCCGAGGCCCGCGGGUGGAUUGCACAGAGUUUGUCCCACCAGACACCAUAUAUAUCCGUUUAUAGUGCCCUCGAUUAUGCCGGCCGCCCAGGGUUCCCUCUUUGUACGUACAUUGCGCAGCACCAGAAGAGCAGAAUAAACCCUUCAUUCCAAUCGAUUGCCCGUGGCUCCGUUUGGUGGGCAGUGUGUGCUACUUGUUAAGUCCCGUAUAAACGUCCCUCCUUCCCAUUUUAUCGAUACGACUGAAUUAUGCCAGCAAAAUGCUGAUCUGUCCUUCCCUCACUCUGCCACUCACCUUGUUCAGCUAUGCCUAGCGAAAGUGCGAUUCGACCGAAUCAAGCUCCCAUCGAGGUGAUAGGACUAGGUCAUGGACGAACAGGGACGAUGUCUUUGGGAGCAGCGCUCGAGAUCCUCGGUUUUGCUCCUUGGUAUCAUAUGAUUACGAUACUCAACGGAAAACGGGCUGGCGAUUAUGAGGUUUGGAACGCAUUGGGCGAAGGAACGGCGAAGCCUGAAGACCUUGACCGCAUUCUCGCCGGGCAGAAGUCCGUCUUGGAUUAUCCUGCGUCUUUGUAUCCCAAGGAGCUAUACGAAGCAUAUCCGAAUGCAAAGUUCGUUCUGACGGUACGAGACGUUGAGAAAUGGAUAGCCAGCAUGAAGGCGACCCUGGUGGCCGUUAACGACUCCAUAGAGGCCAUGGACGCUUCGAAGGUGCCUCGGGAAAUGGCUGCCACUCACUACUGGUGGAAGACGUAUGGUCCUGUCGGAACCAAACGGGGAAGUGCGGACUUGCAUACCGCCUUCAACAGGCAUAACGACUACGUCAAGGCUCUGAUCCCGGCAGAGCAGCUGUUGGUAUACGAGGUUGGCGAAGGCUGGGAACGGUUGUGCAAGUUCCUGAGCGUGCCGGUGCCGGACGUGCCUUUCCCGCACGUCAACGAUAAGGAGGAGUUUCAGCAGAAACUGGCAAGCAGGAUUGAGCUGCACUGACGCUACUCGUGCUAUGUGGAAGAUGUAAGACAGGCACCACGUAUUACGACGCUCUUUACACAUGACGAAUCCGAGCUGUGGGUGGGGGAGCAAUGUUUCGCCAAGACACCACGUCUUAUGAUAUGGAGACUAUAUAGGCGUUCGUACGGUUAUGGUGUAACUGUCG